Messenger RNA from Helianthus annuus (common sunflower), 1833 nucleotides. RefSeq names its product AT-hook motif nuclear-localized protein 1. Lineage: Eukaryota; Viridiplantae; Streptophyta; Magnoliopsida; Asterales; Asteraceae. The record is from RefSeq and is a predicted model, not a curated record. The transcript has 5 exons. Gene Ontology annotation, molecular function: minor groove of adenine-thymine-rich DNA binding. The coding region runs from base 454 to 1524 and encodes 356 amino acids.
AACAAAAUUGCUUUAACAUCUAAAACACCCACAAUUUUUCAUACAUCUCAGAAAACAAAUUCAAUCUUUAUCUUCUCAUACUCUACUCCAUUAUUCCUCAAAAAUCUUAAUAUUUCUUUUCUAGUUUUUAUUUUUAUUUUUUUUAUUUUUAAAAGUUGAUAAAUCACUCCUCAUACUGUGCACUGUCUAAUCUUCAUAAUUUCUGCAAAUUUUCAUUUGAAAAAAAGUGUCUGUUUUUUGUUGUUUUUUUUGCUGUUUUUUGUUAUUUGAUCUCUCUUGGUUGGGUAAAGUUUCUUGAUUUUUGUUUGUUCUAAAGAAAGUUUCAGUUUUUUACCCCUUUUCAUUUAAUUUCCUUUGUGGGUUUUGGGUUUUAUGUAAAAAAAAAAAAAAACUAAUCUUGAAGAUUACAAAACAUAAUCUUGAUUUUCUUGUAAUUUUCUUAUAAUUUUCUUGAUGAUUGAAACAAGUGAAGAGAUGAAUAAUAAUAGUAGUGGGGUUGCAGUGGUGGGAUCAGAAGCACCUUCAGACUACCAUAUUGCUCCUAGAACUGAACCCCCCACAAAACCAAACCCUCCUCAGUCCAUCACAAGCCAGUUGGCCACCUUAUCUCCGCCGUACCCGGCGGCGUCACCGCCGGCCGGAGCAACUCCGGUGACUGAAAAGAAGAAAAGAGGCAGACCCAGAAAGUAUGGCCCAGAUGGGUCCGUCACAAAGGCUUUAUCUCCCAAACCCAUCUCAUCUGCUGCUCCACCGGUUAUUGAUUUCUCCACCGGAAAAAGAGGCAAAAUCCGGCCACCCACCACCGGAAAACUUGACCACCACCAACCACCACCAAAAGAUAUGGAAGUUUUAGGUGAUUGGGUUUCAAGCUUGGUUGGUGCUAACUUUAUGCCUCAUAUCAUCAACGUCAACACGGGAGAGGACGUGACAAUGAAGGUUAUAUCAUUCUCCCAACAAGGACCUCGUGCGAUAUGCAUUCUGUCUGCAAAUGGUGUAAUUUCCAGUGUUACCCUUCGCCAGCCCGACUCCUCUGGCGGUACAUUGACUUAUGAGGGCCGUUUUGAGAUACUGUCGUUGGCGGGGUCAUUUAUUCCGUCUGAGAACGGAGGAAUAAAAAACAGAUCCGGUGGGAUGAGUGUUUCUUUGUCAAGCCCUGAUGGGCGGGUCGUUGGCGGUAGUGUGGCGGGUCUACUGGUGGCCGCCAGCCCUGUGCAGAUUAUCGUAGGGAGCUUCUUGACGGGCGUCCAGCAGGAACAGAAAACCGCCAAGAAACAAAAACCCGAAAACAUAACAAUCACCAUCCCCACUACAGCUGCGGUUCCGGUUCCGGUUCCGGUUCCAGUGCCGGUUUCGGCUCCUGCGGCAGCACCCGUACCGACACCGGCUGCUGAGACCAAUGAGCAGUCUUCUGCUAAACAACAAAACGUAUCGUCACACUCGUUUCGUGGAGAUAAUUGGUCGUCUUCCUUUAAUGCCCCCGAGUCUCGGAACAAGCCAACUGACAUCAAUGUGAGCCUUCAGUAGUAACUUACCAUCCGUCCAUCGGUAACAAUUUGGUUAACUGACUGCAUUGGCGAUUAGACGAUGAAUCUCUCACCUUUUCAUAAUUUGGUUGUUUGUAUGUAAAACCUCUUUCCGGUUGCUUUUAGUUGGAUGUUUGAUGGGUCGGUAGUAGAUUCGACUAUUAGGAUUAGUUUUUCGGUAGAAGUUUCGUGUUUUCGUCAUCAGGUGUUAUCUGUAGAUGGUUUGGGAUUUUUCCAAUUCAUCCGAGUUAUUUUAUAAGAAUUGAAUCCUAGAACUUGUGUUUCUAUAAACUGGUCACUUGUUUUGUCA